This is a messenger RNA of Aureobasidium vineae, 1254 nucleotides long. The record is from the annotation of a GenBank genome assembly. NCBI's taxonomy places the organism in Eukaryota, Fungi, Ascomycota, Dothideomycetes, Dothideales, Saccotheciaceae.
GCGUUACGGGUAAAAGGCAAGAGAUGCGCUGAGCACUCGGUCAGGCUAUCGUUCGAAAGGCAAGCGGUCUAUGGCUACUUACUCGUUGUAGAUGGCACUGGCCUGAGGCCUCUCUGGCAGAGCGUCGACCAUCCACAACUUUCGUCGCUCAGUAUGCUUUCACUGAGUGUGCCCAGCGAGUCUAUCACCAUAGUCGCGGCAGUAUGCCUUUCACUGGCGACUGCUUCGGUGAUAUUGAGGAUCUGGGUGCGAUCGCACUUUCUGACUAGUGGUCUCCAAGCAGACGACUGGACAAUUCUCAUCGCCGGUAUAGGCUUCGUUGGUUUCUGCAUCAUCGCCUUUGUCCUUGCUAACGAGGAAGCCGCAAACCCUGUCUUCUCUCCCGAGACUGGAGAAGGUGUCAUAACCAUCCUUCUUUGUGGCGAAGUCGUCUUCCAAGCCACCUGCCUGGUCUUCAAGCUCUCGCUCACAAUCUUCUUCCGAAAGUUCCUCGUCGUCGAAUGGCAACGAUGGCUGGCUCUAGGCUGCGGCUUCUUCUACUGUUCCACCUGCGUGGUCGGUAUAUUCCUCGCCCUCUUUCAAUGUGGUCUGCCUACCAACCUCAUGCAAAAGCACUUGACAGGCCAAUGCGUUAAGUUGCAAGCCUUCACUGCGCUGCUGUACGUUCACGGCAUCCUGUCGGCAGUAACAGAUUGGAUCUUCGCUUUGUUGCCAAUCGUAACACUAUACCGUUCCAACCUCAGUCGCGCGGCAAAGAUCUCCUCGUCUUGUCUUAUGCUGCUCGCUUGUGGAGGCUCCGUAGCCGCUAUCGCACGAACCGCCACCACGGGCGACUACCUACUUCGCCCGGCAUACUUUGACCCCAAUCGCCGUCCUAACUACUACGCCGUCUCUGCGCCUAUGAUCAAUCUCACCGUCAUCGAGGUAGGAUUGGGUAUCACCGCCGUCUCACUCGCAUGUUUGCGACCACUAGUGAGACGGGUAAAAGUUAUUGGACAGCACUUCACCUCUCGGCUCAUGGGCACAGACAUGUCCAAAACCGAAAUCACAGACGAAGAAGCAACUGUAAAUCUGGUCCAUGUCGACACGAAACAAAUGCAAGGUCCCAUACCUACCGGAUCCUGCUGGAACAGAACUCCAGCUCUGGGAGAAGCAACGAAUGCCCCGGUGGAUCUUGAAGCUAGCUGGAACAAGACUCCAGCACUCGGAGGUGCAGCUAACCCCUCGAAGCUAGUUGGAACAAAACACCAGCUU